This is a messenger RNA of Tupaia belangeri chinensis (Chinese tree shrew), 2988 nucleotides long. It is a transcript of the gene NSUN2, whose product is annotated as NOP2/Sun RNA methyltransferase 2. Gene Ontology annotation, cellular component: nucleus; cytoplasm. Gene Ontology annotation, molecular function: tRNA (cytidine-N5)-methyltransferase activity; tRNA binding. The record is from RefSeq and is a predicted model, not a curated record. NCBI's taxonomy places the organism in Eukaryota, Metazoa, Chordata, Mammalia, Scandentia, Tupaiidae. Gene Ontology annotation, biological process: tRNA methylation.
CGGCCGGAGGGCGCGGAGGACGCCACCGAGGGCAGCGGGAAGCGCAAAGAUGCGGGCUGGGAAGGUGGCUACCCCGAGAUCGUCAAGGAGAAUAAGCUGUUCGAGCACUACUACCAGGAGCUCAAGAUCGUGCCCGAGGGCGAGUGGGACCAGUUCAUGGGCGCACUCAGGGAGCCCCUCCCGGCCACUUUAAGAAUCACUGGUUACAAAAGCCACGCGAAAGAGAUUCUUCAUUGCUUAAAGAAUAAGUAUUUCAAGGAAUUGGAGGACCUGGAGGUGGAUGGCCAGAAAGUUGAAGUUCCACAGCCACUGAGUUGGUAUCCUGAAGAACUUGCCUGGCACACAAAUUUAAGUCGAAAAAUCUUGAGGAAGUCACCACAAUUGGAAAAGUUCCAUCAGUUUCUGGUCAGCGAAACUGAGUCUGGCAACAUCAGUCGGCAGGAAGCUGUCAGCAUGAUCCCCCCGCUGCUGCUGAGUGUCCAGCCGCACCAUAAGAUCUUAGAUAUGUGUGCAGCCCCUGGCUCCAAGACCACGCAGUUGAUCGAAAUGCUGCAUGCUGACAUGAAUGUCCCUUUUCCAGAGGGCUUCGUUAUUGCUAACGAUGUGGACAACAAGCGUUGCUACCUGCUCGUUCAUCAAGCCAAAAGACUGAGCAGCCCCUGCAUCAUGGUGGUCAACCACGAUGCGUCCUGCAUACCCAGGCUCAUGAUCGACGUGGACGGAAGGAAGGAGGCACUCUUCUAUGACAGAGUUUUAUGUGAUGUGCCUUGCAGUGGAGAUGGCACUAUGAGAAAAAAUAUUGAUGUUUGGAAAAAGUGGACCACCUUAAACAGCUUGCAGCUACAUGGCUUACAGUUGAGGAUUGCGACCCGAGGUGUCGAGCAGCUUGCGGAGGGGGGGCGGAUGGUGUACUCCACGUGCUCACUCAACCCCAUUGAGGACGAGGCGGUCAUAGCAUCGUUACUGGAGAAAAGCGAAGGCGCCCUGGAGCUCGCCGACGUGUCCUCCGAAUUGCCAGGUCUGAAGUGGAUGCCGGGAAUCACACAGUGGAAGGUAAUGACGAAGGAUGGACAGUGGUUCGUGGACUGGAAUGAUGUUCCUCACAGCAGACACACCCAGAUUCGGCCCACCAUGUUCCCCCCAAAGGACCCGGAACAGUUACGAGCGAUGCAUCUGGAGCGGUGCCUUAGGAUAUUACCACAUCAUCAGAACACUGGCGGCUUCUUUGUGGCCGUAUUAGUCAAAAAGUCUCCAAUGCCGUGGAAUAAACGGCAAUCCCAGCUGCAGGGUCGAUCUGCACAGGCCAGAGAAGCUGCCCGGUCGGGCCCUGCGGACCUGGCAGAGGGGAAGCCCCCAGACCCCUCUGAGCUGGAAGGUCAGUCAGUCCCUGAAACUGACGACACAGAAGUAAUUCAAACAACUGAGAAUGUAGAGAAUAAUGGAAAUAAGAAAGAUGGCGUGUGUGGCCCUCCUCCGUCAAAGAAAAUGAAGUUAUUUGGAUUUAAAGAAGAUCCAUUUGUAUUCAUUCCUGAAGAUGACCCAUUGUUUCCACCUAUUGAGAAAUUUUAUGCAUUGGAUCCUUCAUUCCCAAAGAUGAAUUUGUUAACUCGGACUACAGAAGGGAAGAAAAGGCAACUCUACAUGGUUUCCAAGGAACUGAGAAACGUGCUGCUCAAUAAUAGUGAGAGGAUGAAGGUUAUUAACACGGGUAUCAAGGUCUGGUGUCGGAAUAACAGUGGUGAAGAGUUUGACUGUGCUUUCCGGCUGGCACAAGAGGGAAUAUAUACACUCUAUCCAUUUAUUAACUCAAGAAUUAUUACUGUAUCGAUGGAAGACGUUAAGAUACUGUUGACCCAGGAAAAUCCAUUUUUUAGAAAACUCAGCAGUGAAGCAUACAGUCAAGUCAAGGACCUGGCAAAGGGAAGUGUCGUGCUGAAGUAUGAACCGGAUUCUGCGAACCCAGAUGCUCUGCAAUGUCCCAUUGUGUUAUGUGGAUGGCGGGGAAAGGCCUCAAUUCGAACUUUUGUGCCCAAGAAUGAACGGCUUCAUUAUCUCAGGAUGAUGGGGCUAGAGGUGUUGGGAGAAAAGAAGAAAGAAGGGGUUAUUCUAACAAAUGCCAAUGCGGCCAGCUCCGAGCAGCCAGAGAAUGAGCUGACUGAGGAGCAGAGACCGGAAGAGGCCGAGCUGACUGAGGAGCAGAGACCAGAGGAGGUGGAGCUGAGUGGGGAGCAGAGAACAGGAGAGGCCGACGGCCUGGACGGGACGACGUGCUGUGAUUCUGCUGGGGCCGACCCGCCCCGGUAAGGCGGCCGGCAUGUGGCACAUGUGAGCUGGCCUCGGCCUUGGUCCUUGGUGGCUCACACCAAAUCUAGGACUUGGAACCUGUCAAGUACAUGUUAUAUACGGAACGCUGAUGGGAGGCCGGGAGGAGCCUAGCAGUGGUCAGUACUGCCUCCGUAUUGAGCUCACAGAAAGAUAUUUUUUUAGCAUCUUAGAAAUUACUGCUCAUUUUACUGUUUCUCUGGCAAAGCUGUGUCUAGUGUGUCUGUUGCUGGUAAUAGACUCACCGUUAAAGUCAUACUUCUGUCAAACACAACUGCCCUUGCAGAAAUUUCAGGUCCCUUUGGUAUGCCUGUAUUGGUCUUAAGGGCCUGCGUUUUUAAAACUGUAUGUGUUGAAGGGAUGUCUACCUCCUUAGGAGUUCUUGGGGGACGGUAUUAUGAGCUUUAACAAUUGCCCCGAGUGGCACAUCAGCAGUGUGACACUAGAAAUGCAGUGGGACUAAUUUAACGAUCUGAGGCCUCAGACGACUUCUGUGCCUUUGUAAUAAAAGGUCAAACAAACUUUCUCAGAAUAAGGCAGCGUUAUGGAUUUGAUACUAGUAAGGGGGUUUUAUGUGAUCUUACUGAAUUAAGUGCUUUGCCAUUUUUAUUUUUAAAUGGGGUUUGGGAUCCUUGGAAUGUUUAAAUAAAGACUUAUUAAUGAUAA